CCACUGCAGUCUAUUGGAACUUUAUGAUUUGUGGUUAAGUGGAGUGUGUCUUGUUGCUGGUAGAGGUUUGCUGCUGCUAUCUUCUUGCAGUUGAACCCUUUUCAUUGAUUCUUGCUGUUUUACUUGCCGCCAUUUUUGUGUGUUACGUGUGGUGGUGUUUCUGCGGCUGUUGGAGUAGUGCACCUGCCGCCAUAUUUGUGGUCUGUGAGUGCUGUGCUACCUUGGUGGAUGAUUGCUCCUACUGUUUUCCUGCUGGUGAUUCUACAUAUAUAAGGGUGCUGUUUGCUGCUACACAUUGUGUCACUUGCUGCCAUACUUAUUGUGAGUGGUAUUCUGCUUAUGGUGUUAGUGUGGAUUUGCUGCUGCUGUCAUCCUACAGGAAUUGUUAAAAUACUUUCACUGGAGUUCAUUGUGUACUAUUGCUGCUGUUAAGUAAAGCUGUUCUUGCUGUUGCUGCUAUCCUCCUAUUGGUGCAUUAUUAUUAUUAAUAUUGAAGUUUUGCUUACUGGUUGUGAAUUAUCAACGUGCUCCUGUCUGCUGUUAAUGUAUUUUACGGGCUAUUUAGUGCACUUUUGAAUUUGUUUGCUACCAACCAUUUUUAAGAUGCCGCUUGCUAAAACUUACAAAUGUGGUGUUUGUCUGGAAGAUAUUGCCAAGAAUCGAGCCAGUGUCCUAUGCAAAAAUUGUUCACUGUGGAUACAUGUUAGCUGUACAGAUCUUCAAGAAAAAGCACUCACUUUAUUAAAAGACAGUAAGUCUUUAUCUUUUACUUGUUCCAAAUGUGACAAAAACCCAAAUUCUGGUAUGGAUAAAAUACGCGAAGAGGUUUGUGCCAUUAGCUCUAAACUUGAUUUAUUUAUUGAUAAAGUGGGCAAUGAUCAAAGAUCUAUUCAACAAUCUCUAAUGGAUACUGUCGCCGGCUUUCGAACAGAAAUGACAACUUGCUUUAAGGAUAUGAAGGCUGAAAUACUUAAUUGUAAUAAACUUAUUGGUUUUAUUGACACGUCGACUACUAAAAGAAUUAAUACUUUAGAGGAUGAAAAUAAUGUCUUAUACAAGAGACUCAAUCGUGCUGACGUCAUUAUUAUUGGUUUGCCAGCAGGUCUGGGUGACCUAGUGGAUCCUAUCAUUAAAAUAGGAUCUGUCUAUAAUAUCCCUAUCUCUCGCGUCGACAUUAAUCAUGCCUUUUACUUUAAGAAUCAAAAAGCUAUUUUAGUAAAAUUCAAUAAUGUUUUUUUGCGUGACCAGUUAAUGGCGGAGUAUUUCAAAACCAGAACCUUAAGAGUCUGCGAUGUUAUUGGAGGUGAAAUUGAAUCACGUAUAUAUUUAAAUGAUCACCAUUCCCCAGCUGCUGGCCGGUUAAAUAUUGUAUGUAAGAAGCUUCUCCGUAAGGGCAUAAUUAUUAAAUUUAAGAUGCUUAAUGGUGAUAAGUUACGUGCUAAGCUGACCAUGGCUGAUGGAAAGAACGUGGUUUGCGACUCCGUUGAAUGUGCUGCAUUACUUAAUGAAUAAAUUUUGGGAAAUAUUGCUUGAAUUUACCCUGGAAAGUUUUUAUAUGCUCUCAUGUUGUAAAAAUGACAAUUUUUUUUUUAGUACAGGAUAACGUCCUUGUUGUUCAGACUGAGACCUGCAUAUCUGAUGUGUAAUGGAGCAAUCCCAAUAUACUUACUUGAGUUAUAUGUACUUGUGUUUUAUUUUAUUUACCACAUAAAAAACGAUAGUAUCAAUACCUUUGCUUACCCAUUAAUUAUACAUUUAUACAUUGUUAAUUAUAUAGUUAAAAGCUAUUUUAUGACUCUUAUAAAUUGUAUAAAUAUUUUUAUUUUUUUACAUUUAUUAAAUAGUAUUAAUCAUUAAUUGCUUCUGAAAGGGACCUUAUGUGUAUUUGUUUAUAUUUUUAAUCUUACUGGCUGGGGAGCCUGAAUGAAUAAAUAUAUGUAACAAAUUAAUAAAUAUAUAUUAAGCAUAUAUCAACCUUUAUAAUAUUUUUAAGGCGUAUAUUUUACUAUGUAAUAUUGUUAUUUUGGCCAAAGUGGCUUUAUAUUACUGAAUAAAUAAAUAAAUAAAUAAAUAAAUAAAUAAUAUGUAAAAUA
Lucilia sericata (common green bottle fly) is the source of this 2093-nucleotide messenger RNA. RefSeq lists its product as uncharacterized. The transcript has 2 exons. Bases 604 to 1512 code for a protein of 302 amino acids. Lineage: Eukaryota; Metazoa; Arthropoda; Insecta; Diptera; Calliphoridae. The record is from RefSeq and is a predicted model, not a curated record.